Penicillium crustosum is the source of this 648-nucleotide messenger RNA. RefSeq lists its product as uncharacterized. The record is from RefSeq and is a predicted model, not a curated record. The transcript has a single exon. The coding region runs from base 1 to 648 and encodes 215 amino acids. NCBI's taxonomy places the organism in Eukaryota, Fungi, Ascomycota, Eurotiomycetes, Eurotiales, Aspergillaceae.
AUGGCAAUGCCCUCGCCAGCCACCAAGCUAGGAACAACGAACACGAUAUCGAAAAUCAUGAUUCGACGCUCAGACAAUUUGAGAACCUGCUCGCCGCUCGCUAGGCUGGUAGAAGCCGACAGAGUAUCGAAUACCACAAUUCCCAGCAUGCACAUAGAUUGGCCACCGAAAAUUCUGAUGAUGAUCUACCAAGCGACCGGAGUUCUCAAUUACGACGCGGCAGAUCCCUUCGACGAUAGAAGCAAAUUCAGCGACGCAUUUUCUGAGGUGGGGGUAGCAACCAGUCAUCGAAGGAAUAUUCUGGAGAAUGACGAGGCAGAAGGCUUCCAUGAGCCUCAAGCAUUGUUAGGGAUCCGCGGGCUGUUGGCCGUCAUGUCAGACCGGGGAUAUGAGGAUGGUUCAAUAUCCACCGAUGGGAAUGCGGGCGGUGAUGAUGAUGAUGAUACGGGGUGGAGGUGGACAGCGAGAUGUGCCCUUCUACGUUUCGUUGCCUACCUCACCAAAACCCCCAUCCCGCAAGAGUCUGAUGAGGAACUCUCAACCCUUGUGCCCCGUAUCAUCUUCACUCUCCCAGACCCAGCGGGGUAUAUAAAUACUUGCCUUCCUACAUUCAAGGGAGGAAGAAGUCAGGGGAAGAGGUGGAGGUGA